Molecule: messenger RNA, 1290 nt
Organism: Naegleria lovaniensis
Lineage: Eukaryota; Heterolobosea; Eutetramitea; Acrasida; Naegleriidae
Exons: 1
Coding region: 1-1290 (429 amino acids)
Source: RefSeq, a predicted model, not a curated record
AUGGGAAAUGCAAUAGCCUAUUCAAGCGAGGUGUUAUCAAGUCCUGACUCGGGUUGGAAAAUCUCAUCAUCAUGGCAUCAUGAGAUCAAUGAUUUUCAGACUCCAAGAGUAUCCAUGGCUUGUUGCUGGAAAGCCUCUGAACCCUCAACAAAGCAUGAUGAUAAAACACAUCGAUACUUGGACUUUCACGGGAAAACAAUACCAUGCGAGAUUUUGCAUAUGAUUGCAUCAUAUCUCAGUAUGAGACAUAUUCAGCGUUUCAUUGCUCCAAUUUCCAAAGCAACAUACUAUGAUUUCUUUUUGAAUCCCCUCUCUAUGCACUGGAGAAUGUUAAACUUUUCCGAUGAUUGGACUCUCACCGAUCAUCAACUAUUGUUCUAUUUGAAUACUAAUCUCCUUACAAAUACUGAGACUCUUAUUUUGAGAAGAACAUGCAUAACUUCAUUGUCGUUGAGACCACUAGCGAAAGCCUUGCACGAUCAUCAUUUGCCUCAAAUUCGUAUGGUGGAUAUUCGUGGUUGUUUUAUGGCUUCAUAUCAAUUACGAAUGGAAAUGAAGUUGACUCGUCCAGAGGUGGUUGAGAUGGAUUCCACACCCAAGUCUCAAAUUCUACGAUCCAGUGAUUCCAUGGUUGGUGACUUGAACUUUAUUUUGAACACAGCUGGAUUAAGGUCAUUGGAUGCUGAACAUCAGCUACAUCGAGGAUUUGAUUGCAGAAAUUGUUUUUGCUCAUUCUGCUGUGAAUACAACUCUAAAAUGAAGUUUCUGUUGACAGCAACAGGUUCCUCGUGUGUGGAUUGUGCAGCCUUUACAUUUAAUUUUACCUUUUUGGAUUGUUAUGACCUUCCUGAUGACCAAAUAGAUCCACGAAAUUGUCAAGUUCUAUGUUGCACGAGUGCGGAUUUUGUAUUUUCCCAACACCACUUGAGAUAUAUUUUGUGCAAAGUUCGAAGGUACAGAAACCUUCGAGAUACCAAUAACAGCUCUCUCUCUCAGUUAGUUUUCAGAAAGAGCGUCGAGAUUACCAUGGCAGGCAAACAUUUUACACAGUUAGAAUGUGUCAUGGAUGGUAAGGGUCCUGUUUUGAUAUUUUGUAACAAAGACAACGACGGCAUUGUUGUAGUAGAGAGCUGUUUCGGUAUGGUUCUCAUGUCCUUCGACAGAUACAUUGAACGAAGGGAUUGCAUUAAGGCAUGCAGAUUUAUGGCAGUCAACUUGAGUUUGGAUUUUGCCGACUUGGUACUUUCGAGCUCUCCACUUUCACACUUUACAUGUAGGAAAGACCAAUAA